CUUAUCACUCUGACGAUACAGUAUUUGUGAUCUGCCAAGUGUCCAGUGGAGGUAUAUGACGACAGUUGGGGAGCACUGAGCGAGAGCAGGUUCACAGACAGACCUACAAGUAGUCUAAUAUAGCGACUCAUGUGAACAAAGGAUAACUCUAGGUACAAGAUUGGCAUGGUCCCUGGGCCGUGAGAGACGCAGCUCAGAUGCAUUUCUGGAUCGACAAGCGCAGUCAGACGUGUGGCUUCAGUGGCCGGCAUCGAGUGCCCACGUCCCUAGGCGGGGGUCGGCGGUGGCGCGCCAAACCUAUGGUGACUCCGGUUCACCGGUUCCAACCAGUAGAGUGUGUCGCCGGUCACCCGCACAUGCGCCGGCCCAACCGCCAUGGCUGCUCUUCUCAACCGGCUUACAGACUGAACAGCAUCAGUGUGGACUCUGAGCUGGCAGUGCGGCCCGGCCACCUAGAGUUGGACAGUUCAGUGUUCCUGGACCUGCCACUAGAUGGCACCACAGAGGACCAGACGCACGUCGUGUUACCGGACCUGGAGCCUGUAGGCAAACUCAAGUGUGGCAUGUGGACAUCCUUCGCAUUGGCAACCGUGCUCAUUGUUGCUGCCAAGUUCUACUUCAACAAUCAGGAGACUGCAUUGGAGGUACUGAUUUUUGCUGCUCUUAUGAUAGUAUUCUUACUCGCUGGAUGCACAAUCUCUUUGUGCCGAUCUAAAGCAACGCGAGACUUGUUGUCGGCCGCUGUUACAGCAUCCGCAGCCUACGGCCCUGCCCCGCCCACUCUGCAAGUGAUCCACCCUGCCCCGCCUCCCCCCGCCCAGCCUCUAACUGAACCUCCACCUCCACCCUACCAUAUCGCAAUACUCCUACCUCAGCAACCAAACGCUGAGGAAAUGCCACCUCCUUCUUACGACAAGGCUGUCAGUUAGUUUUCAUUUAUCCACAAAAUUACUUUCAAUCAGUAUUAUUAGCAUAAGUUAUCAAUAAACAUGAUUUCCUGAAAGAACAAUCAUAAAAUGUGAGUAUUAGUUUGUGAAGAUAAUGGUUGAUUGCAGGAUAAAUUAAAGAAAUAAUUGAAGAAAUAAAUUGUUAACCUUACAAAAUGUAAGGGAAUACAGUGGAGUCCCGAUAAUCCGAACCUCGGUAAUCCGAAAGUCCGCUUAAUCCGAAACAAAAAAAAAUAUAUUUUUUAAAUAAAAAAAAAAUUAAAAUUUUAAAACUUUUUUGAAAUUUUUUGAAAUUUUUUUGAAUUUUUUUAAGUUUUUUUGAAGUUUUUCGAAACUUUUUCAAAAUUUUUUGAAUAUUUUUUUAAAGUUUUUUUUAUUAAACUUUUAACACAGUUAGCUCUACCUUGUCAACGUAUUCUGUAGCGGCCGGGCGAGAUAGACUUUUUGUAGAGUAUUUUAUUAAAUAUUUCACCAUUUUUGUUAUUACUGUAACAUUUUUCAUUUUCGUCCACCAAAUCACAAAUGGAUUUUAUUACUGUAAGUGAUAAUGCUGCAGCCACUAGGUCUAGCCUUAAGUAAUUUGAAAAACAAUCCCGGGCUCGUGCCUGCGUCCUAAGACAAAAAAAAUUUCAAAAAAUAAAAAAAAAAUAAAAAAAAAGUUUAAUCCGAAAUAUUCGGUAAUCCGAAAUGGGCCCGGUCCCAACCAUGUCGGACUAACGGGACUCUACUGUAAUAGUUUUACUGUUAAAACUAACAGUAAAUGUUUCACCGCAAUUUCCUUACUAUUGAAAUAUUGAAAAUAUUGAAUUAAUGAUUUAGUGGGAGAAUUAAACAAGGUUAUCAAAUUUAUAAAGUUGUUACAAUAUGUCAUAUCUGAUUCCUUCUUUCCGUAUAAUUAACAAUAGAUUACAUAUUUAUAAAUAUAUAAUCAUGAUGAAUAAUAUAUAUUUUAAAUUAAAUAACUUUGAAAUAUUUAUAAAUUAAUUAUAUUGGAGAAAUAAAUACCUAUUUAUUAUUCUACAGGAAAGCAUUUUCAAAGGAUAAAAGGUCAAGAUCAUGUCAUGAUGAAAGGGAAUUUUGACCUUUGUAAAGAGUUCUUUUGUUCCUAGCCCUGUGAUCCUUUUAUACCACUCAGGAUUAGCCUAGUUGAGUACACUCCCACGUCUCGCCCUUACUUCGCUUAAAUUUUUACACAAUUUUAUAUGUUUACAUAGAUCAAAGUAUUAAUAAAUCUUAAUCUAAAAAUCUUGUUUCAGGACAAAAAACAAGCUCAGGCUUUGAAAUAAUACAAUAAUUUUGCUAGCAAAAAAAGAUGUGCCACUUCGUAUAUAGUUGUUGUUACAUCAACUAGAGCCUUGAAACUUAAAACUGUACCAAUGUAACAGCGAGAUUUAAUAUUCACAUACUGUAAAUUUAGUCUGCAAUUUAGCCAUGGUCAUUCUUUGUAUCAUUAAAAUUUUACAUUGGCAAGUCAAAUGCAAUUUAAAAGACCUAAUAAAUUUCUUUACAUUUUUUUAGAGUUUUAAGACAUUUAUCUAGGAUUCCUGAGGAAUUGAAUAAUAUUAAAUAAACUAGGUAAUGAAUAUAUGUGUUGCAGUAUUGUUAUGAAUAUUUAAGUUCACUAGUAACACAAUAAUAUUUUACUGCGAUCAUACUGCAGAAACUUAAGAUGUUGUGAAAGUAUCACAAACAUUGUUUUUAGAUAAUGUAUUAUUGAAUUUUUAUGGUAAAGGAGCAAAACACUUACCAGUCAAACCUCAUUUCCCGACUUAAAUAUUUCUUGUUGUAUGCUUAUUGAGUCGACUUGUGUGAUAAGUAGAGAUUGGUUUAGGUUUGAUAACCACAGUCUUCUCAUACAAGCCUGUAGCUUUUAGUCAGAUAGACUGAUCUCGGGAGCAGAGUGUUUUGUACGAUAUUCAAUGUUUGUAAGACCUUUUAUAACACCUAACUAUUUUAGUUAACAAGUUACAUUUGAGUGUUUUGUGGUUAACGUUAGUUUGAUAUUUUUUAUAAAUAUACACAUGUAAAAUGUUUGCACAAAAUUGUGUCCCAUUUGUAUAUUGUAAUUUACAGAUUAACAGCUGAUUCUCACUUAAACAGUCGUAACUAACUGUUAGUCGAUUCCACCAUUUACCAGCCAAACCAAUGUUAAUGGCAGAAUUUGUCCAUGUUAGUGUAUAAUACAACCAGCCAUGCUAUAAUGCAUGAUCAUCUAAAAUUAUACAGUUACAUGUCAUUAAACAUUAUGAAAUGUUACCAUACAAUCAUUGAAAGCUUUUAAUUAAAAGUUUGCCAAGAGACAAUGUACAAUGUGUUACUAUUAGUUCUGGUAACAGUCAGUUUAGCGGCUGUUUAAGAUUGGUCUUCCACAUUUAAUUGAAUGAUAAUUUCUCAUAAACCAACUGUUGCUGUAAAACGUCUCCUAUGUCUAACCUUUUUACAGCAGAAUUUUCAGUGAUAGAAAAUAUUUUUACCAGGCUAAGACAUGGAAUUUUAACAUAGAAUUAUUUGAAUGUGGUUUUAACCCAAUUUUCAAAUUAAAAGAAUUAUAUUUCCCCCUUUAUCUAAAAUUGAAAGAUAUUUUACAAUAUUUCAAAGAUGAGUUAUACUUUGGGGAAUCACUUGCUGAGAUUAAAGUAAAAAUUAUCAAAAAAUUGGCACGGAAGCAAACAAGAAAAGAAAAAAAAACAAUCUGAAGAGGUGUUUUAUAGUUCUAGCCAUUCAUGAUGAGUAUGUUUAUAUGGUGCAACAAAAGUCAUAUAGUUACAUCAAGCCAGUUCUUAAUGUUUACAUUUACAAGUCUAAUCUUUUUGUCUAGUUGGAAAGCCUAAACAAUGCCAUUUUUUGUAGUCAUAGAGCAGUGGUUGUAAGAGCUAUGUAUAUGUGCGGUUGUUAUCCAGUCGUUUAAAAAAAUUAAUGAUUUAGUCAUGGCAAGUCAGCGGCAGUUCCGUGCUUUUAUUCAAUUAGGUCGACAUAGAGAGGUUCCGUCGUGAUUAUCUGUAUGGAUGAUUACCAAAUUAUACAGAUUAUUAUUCUAAUCCAUAGGGAUGAAAAUUAACCUCAAAAUUCAUACAACUGAGUGGUCAUACAUGUUCAAGGCAGCCGCUUAUUUUCAGGCUGGCCUACGAGGACUGUUUUCUACAGCAGCACGAACUCUAUCGAAUGUUUGUUGUCUGGCGUCCAAUCUGACUUUGGACGGCCUGUCAGCUUCCUUUUCAACGCAGGUGCUAUGCAACGGAACUUCUCCAUGUCGCCUUAAUUGAAAGAAUGCAUGAAACUGCCGCUGAGUAGCAAUGAAUGAAUUCACUAUUUUAUAAAAACGACUCCAUAACAACCGCACUAGCUCAGGUGACCACUGCUCUAUGACUACAAGAAAUGGCAUCGUGUGGGCUUUCCAACGAGCCUACUCCCACCAUUCUCGGACGACCUGUCGCUGAACAGUGCUUUGCAGAAAAUAGAUCAAGUUUUUUGCCGCAUCCUGUAUUUAAUUUUGUGUUUCAAAUAGAAAAUAAAAUUAUGUCACAUAACUUAUUGAAAGUGGUUGACUGUGGUCAUAUCUGGUAAUAUAAACAGUUAUACAAACAGCAACCGCCAUAUAAGCAAUGAUAGUGAUUAUAAAUAACAGGUACAGGUAUACGUUAUGUAAUAUAAAUUCAAAUUUAUAUAUUUUUUUAAUUAUUUUAAAGAAUAAUUUGUAAUGAGUUAUAGUAACAUAUACUUUUCAGGGGAAAUGAACUAAGGAGAAAAAUCACAAUUUGAGACAUAAAAUAAUGUUAGAAGACGAGCAUGUUUGCCAGCAAUAACAUACUUUCUCAUCCAUUGAAUAAAAAUGUGUGAGGUUAGACACAGGAAUAAUUUUGGAAUUUGUUUUGUUGAAAUUUUGAUAAUUAAUUGUAUACUAUUUGACAGUGUCCCAUCCAGUAAAAGUGUCCAAAGCUAGAAGGCGUUUUGGUGAAUUCUAGUCAGUAAUGUUAAUAUGUCUAUGCCUUCCAUAAUUUAUAUGUGCUCUCUUUUCUAUAUAAUUGAUAAGUAGAAUGUUUAAUUCCCAAGAAUUUAGAGGUAGGUAGGAAUCUGUAGGUCAUUACAAGUCUUGUUUGUUACAAUUGUAUUUUUGUGUUUUAUAAAAUGGUCUAGAAUAGUAGUGAUUUACACAAAGAUUUUGUUCCAUAUCUAAUAUGUUAUAAUGAACUGGUUUAAAGAAUGUCCAUAUCAUGGCAUGAAAAUGUAGUAUUUCAUUAUUUAUAAUUACCGUAGUUAUUAUUUCAUUAUUAUUAUUAUUAUGUUAUUGUUUUAAUUAAUUGUUUUUUUGUGUAAUUUUUUUAGAUUUAUAGUUACUAUGCGUUACAGUUUUGUCCAACUUUCAGAUGUAACUAUUGAACAUACCCUCAAACAUGAGGUACUAUGAGGAUAGUAACACGGUACUUAUACCUUCAGAAUAGUAUUACGUGAUAACGCUAUGUAAUUAGGGUACUUAAAAGCCACAGUGAUACAUUUAUUAUUUUAACAAUUUAUACAACACAUAAAAUGUGAAAUACUACUUAAUUUUUGUUCAUACCAAAAUGAUGAUUUACUCGAUGAUACAUAUGAUACUAAAAUCAAAAUGUGUAGAAAAUUAGGAAUUACAUUAUUAACUCUUUUAAAAAUGUUAAAAUUUUGUUUAAGCUAUUGCCAAGUUUUAUGAUUAUGGUUGGCUUCUAUAUUUUAAUUAAAAUUGUUAUUAUAUUGGAACAAAUAAAAUAAUCUUUAAA
This is a messenger RNA of Macrosteles quadrilineatus (aster leafhopper), 5695 nucleotides long. RefSeq lists its product as uncharacterized. The transcript has 5 exons. Bases 198 to 929 code for a protein of 243 amino acids. NCBI's taxonomy places the organism in Eukaryota, Metazoa, Arthropoda, Insecta, Hemiptera, Cicadellidae. The record is from RefSeq and is a predicted model, not a curated record.